Molecule: messenger RNA, 9873 nt
Organism: Lymnaea stagnalis (great pond snail)
Lineage: Eukaryota; Metazoa; Mollusca; Gastropoda; Lymnaeidae
Source: the annotation of a GenBank genome assembly
AAAGAAUAAAUGGAAUUUUUAAGACAGAUACGUUUAUCAUAAAGAUGGCAUGACUUUUCCCAUGACGGCGCUUCAAAAAACUCUAGCACAAUUUUGAGGAGUUUGGAUAUAACCUGUUAGCUUUCUUCGUGUGCCCGUGUCUUCACCACUUGAUGAUAACUGAUUGAUUAUUGAACGCGGUCUGUGUCCAGCACCGGGCUACACCAAUCAAAAGAACGCGGUAACAGCUAGCACACACACAGACAAAAGGUAAGUUGUUCACGAUUGUAUCACACUCGGUGAUUUGUCUCUGUCUUAGUUUGUUGAGUUGUAUUCUAAUGACGUCUGUGAAAUUAAUUGAUUGGUGGUCACAGUCACGUUCUUCUGUGGCAGAAGAAAAAUGGGGUUCUUUGGUUUUUAAAUUUAUACUCUCUUAUUUAAACGUUUUGUUGUUAUACUGAUGAAGGAGGCAUGCGACGAAACGUUUACUUGUGUAUUAACUCAAAUUAUUAUUAAAGCUAAACAUAUGGUGUUAAAUUGACAACAAAUUGUUCGUGUCUAAUUAAUCCGGUAAACCUAUACGCGUCUCAUGGCACUGACGUUGUUUGAUGUUUCCCUAUAAAUAGAUCGUCAGCGUCGGCUUUAAACUUGAAUUAAACGUUUCGGCAGUGUCAGCAUAUGUGUAGGAUAUUUUUAAAAUGCGGGUUUCAUUUGAAUGAGUUCCAAACUUUGAAAUACAAACCGUUGAUCAAAUUGUUCUAAAGAAUCAUUGCCAUAAAAGUGUCACCCUCCCCCCCCCCCCCCUACAGCAGGAGAAACAGGCCCUGGCGUUCAAUAAGGAAGUGACAUGAAUUCUCUAUAUUGACAGCCUGUCUGAUAAUCGAUUAGCAAUAUUGAAUAUUGUCGUUGAAUUGAAUUUGAAGCUUUAAUAGACAUUUGAACGAAAUAUACGGUUGACAUUUUAAAACAUUUUCUCGUCGAGAAAUAUUUUAGGGUGUGGGAAUUAAUCAAUUCUGGGUAUUUUAAUUCUUAAUUUUUUUUAUUUUUUUUUAAAGAAUUGACUCUGUUAUCCGUCUGCGUCAUGUGGCAAUAGAGUGUGGUUAUACGAAAAGAAAUAGUGGGGGUAGGUGCGUACUAAAAGUGUGGAAAGACACAUGCCAUGAGCCCCCUUUGAAAGAUUAGGGGGGGGGGGCAUAACCGGCAAGCUCAUAAAAGUGUGUAAAAUCUUAUAUUUUUGUUAUUUACCUUUAGUAAAUAAGGUAAAAUGUUGCACAGUAAAUAGCUUAAUCUGCCAUCCUUGUAUGCUAUUUGGUAAUAUGUGGUGGUUAUACGAAAAGGGGUAGCAGUAGGCAAUCCACAUGAUUUCACCGACAGGGCUGUGUGUUACUUUUAUACACAACUGAGUGACUAUUGUGACGUGCACUGCUGUUGCUAUACACUGAAUUGAAAUUGGUUCUCCAAAUCCAAGUCUUAAUUAUAUAACGAUUUUUCAAGGGGAGCAAUUUCAGUUCUUGUUGUGAGUAUCAUAUGACAUUGGUACACCACAGGGGUAUAGCCUACGUCAGGCCUGCACAACAUACGGUCCGCUAAGCGCAUGUGGCCCACCAGUACCUACUUUGCGGCCCACGAAGUGACGAAAUAUUCUUUAUUCUUGUUAUUUUCUUAACAGCUUUCCACCUGUCCUAUUUUCUUUUGGCCCGCACAAGUUUUUUUGUAAAGUCUUACGGCCCGCCUUACAUUUUGAGUUGUGCAGGCCUGGCCUACGCAAUAUGAAGAUGACCCCUUAGAGAGCUCUAAUACUUUCCCAAUAAAAUAUUUUCUUACUUUGGCCCGUUUGCUUAUGUGUGCUAAAAACAUAAAAAGUGUUAUGGACUCGAGAAUUUACAAAGAUGGUGAAGCUGAUGAGAAAUAUAUCAAUUAAAUAUUUUUAAUGCUAUUUUUUGUAACCAAACUCUUAAAACCCUGGCUAGCACAUCAGAUUGAUUGAUUGGUUGAUUUGAAAUUUAUAUCGCGCUGGUAUCCAUGCCACUUUAGCAUGCUCACUGCACUCUGGUUUUCCGAAAUCUAUUUAAACAAAAAAGUUUUUAAAUGUUUCUUAAAUGAUUUUUUAAAAUAAAUUUUCAAUUCCCCUCAAAGAUUGAGGCAAACUGUUCCAUAAUUUUGGCGCUAUCGCUUCAAAAGUGCGCACUCCGUAAGACUUUUUUCUGUGUUCAUCCAUACUAGGAUGCGAGUCUUCUCAAGUGGGCCUCGCAAUAAAUUGAAUGGUUACCCAGGUUUCCGGGUUUCCCCUGUCAAAAGCCACCCUCAAUAUCGGGGCACUCUGCAAUCAGGUGUUGUACUGUUUCAGUGGCAACUCACAGAGUCGACAAUGAGAAUCCCUACGUGAAUCGAGUCUAUGUAAGGUAGCUUGGUGUCGGGGGAGUGCUCGGUUCGCUUGUCUGCGUGAUGAGGCUUCGUUAGCUUCGUGGCUGUUACCACCAGGGGUCGCUCUCACUCGGUCUCGGUGUGUUGCGGUAGAGCGUUCGAGGCGUGUCACCUGACACCCAGCCCUCGAGCCACUCUUCACGAAAGUGAUCUUCGCGCCCAGACUUUGUCUCCCAGUUGAGUCAUUCGUCGCUCGGGUUGCUGCUGGGCUGCAUCACCAUCUGCUCUCUUAAUUUGCGGCACCUCAAACAUUACAACGGAGCCAUUGGAGAAUGACAACGCUGCCACGUGCAUGGAUGUCGUCUACUGUUUCCAGAAUGGCGUUGACCAUUGUUGACUCCAUCGAGCUCCUCACUCAUAUAUUCAAAUGCAAACUGUGACCAGGUGAAGACCACAUUGGUCAGGAAGCAUUUUUCCUUGUUAGGCGGCGAUGCACUUGUUUCAGGGCAACCCAAAUUUCUCUGGGGCCCUGAAGAAAAAAAAAUAAUAAUAAAAAUUGGGGCCCUAAAAACUCCUCUGUUGGAGGACCCCACCCCCAACCCCCCACACACUUUUGGUACUCUGUGGGUGCACCAGAUACAGCUCAGUUCUCGUUUGUGAAACAUGAGCCGUCAGUAUAGACUUAAACCAAUUGGUCUGUGGGAAGGCUGCUGUUAACUCCAGAGGUUCUUUCUUCUAUCUGAAGGUCUUGCAUUUAUCACCGCUGAAUUGGCAGUGACAUAUUAAAUAUUAAAGCCUUUAUGCGGGCCUCGGUGCAAGGAACAGACGCAUUUUCCCCUCUGUUCUUGGUUUUUCUCCAAAUCGCUGACGGCAUCAAAAGAGUAGUGUCUUCUUAACCUCGUCCACUUUACCCAUCGGCCUUGUCAUUGGAAGCAGGAUUCCGUUCCGUCUAACCUAUGUGGUAUCAUUCCAUCGCGAUUAGUAUUGCUUUUUUUUUCCUUCUUCUCACAUUGAGUGGUUCUAUACGUCUGCCAGUUCACUUAACUUACCCCCUCCCCAAAUUAAUAUAGGCCAGAGGCGUAGCUAGAGUGUUGUUUGGCAGAGGCGUAGCGAGGGUGCUUGGCGCCCGCGGACAAGAUCCAUUUUAAAGCGCCUUCUUUUCUUUUUUUCAACUCUCAAAUCAAUUUUUUUCAUCAAUAAAAUAAUAUCAAAGAAAAUUUUGGCGCCGCUAACCAGCUGGCGCCCGGGGACAGCUGGCACCCGGGGACAGCUGGCGCCCGGGGAUAUCUGCCCCCCCUGCUCCCCCAUCGAUACGCCUCUUGUGUUUGGCGCCCGGGGACAAGAUUCAUUUUUAAGAGCCUCUCUUUCUUUUUUCAACUCUAAAACCCAUUAUUUUUAUCAAUAAAAUAAUAUCAAAGCACAUUUAGGUGCCCCUAACUAGACUGGCACUCAGGGACAUCUGUCCCCCACACCCCCUUAGCUACGCCUCUGAUGUAGGCCUAUCUGUUUUGUCGAAAUAGUGCCGACCGACUGAAUAUCGCCACUGAUUUGUAUCCUUGUAGUUGCAUAUGUGUAUUGUAAAUAUUGUCUCUCCCUUUUACCACCCAACAUUUUAAAAAUAAAUCGCUAUGAAUAAUUAAAUAAGUAAUUAAAAUAUGAUGGUGAUUAUGAAUGAGGGGGGGGGGGGUUAUAAUAGACAAAAAAAUAUUAUCAUUAUCCCCACAUCAAACGAGUGGUCUCUAUAGCAUGCCAUCUAAAAUAACAACUCAUACCACUAUAUCUAUAUGUUUGUCUCUUCCUUUACAGAUGGGCCUCCAAGUUCAGAUUACAAUCGUUGUGGUCCAAUCAACGUGUCUGUUACUGGCGCUUUUUGGCGGAGUCAACACACAAACAAGACUAGGUAAUGAUUAGUUUAAAUCGUACAUGGCUUGUUUAUUUAUUUUAAUGUCACAUAGUAUGUAGGACGGUUUGUCGUACACUUGUAGAAAUUUAUCGUAGCACUCGUUUGAAUGCUUUUUUCUGCAUGGACGAAAUAGGUCUAAAAUGAAGUCUUGCUUGGUGCAGAAUCAAAUCGUGUUUUGUGUGAAGAGGCGUAGCGAAGGGGGGAAAGAUGUCCCCGGGCGCCAACUAGUUAGGGGCGCCAAAAUGUCCUUUGAUAUUAUUUUAUUGAUGAAAAUAAUGGGUUUGAGGGUUGAAAAAUAGAAAGAAAGGCUCUUUAAAACGGCUCUUGUCCCCGGGCGCCAGACACUCUCGCUAACACCUCUGUUUGUGAGACAAUAAUAAUCAUUUUUUUUUUUAAAACAGCACAAUAAAUUUUUGAGUUUUAAAUCGAAGUCGUAAAUUGAAACGAAGUGGUUUUUUUUAAAAAAUAUGUUAAGUGGGUGGCAGGAUUUCAAGGCUCGAGUACUUUCUCCACCACAUGAACGCCGUUUCUGUUAGUAGCAGUAGUGUCAGCAGUCCUGCAGGAUAGUCUCUUGAUGAAUGCGGGCUAUGAGGCAGCCACGGGGGUUGAAGAUUUUCACAGACUGCGCUGCUUAAUUUAUUAGUAUGACCCCCCCCCCCCUCCAAAUAAAAAAAAAGGAAAGAUCCACAGGUUAACUUAAUGUGAUGUUCCUGCAGGCCUGUGCCGAUGAAAAUCUUUGACAGGGGCGAAGUCUGAAAAUGACAACCCGCUAUAUAGAGCAGCAGUUCUGAAACUGUGGUCUUACGACCCUUACACAUGGGUCACCUAAGAGCUAAGACCAUCGGAAACCACAUUUAUGAAGUAGAAACGAAAAUAGUUUUAUGGUUGGGGGUCACCACAACAUGAGGAACUGCAUUAAAGGGUCGCGGCAUUAGGAAGGCUGAGAACCACUGAUAUAGAGGAAGGAAAAGUGCAAUCCGGGCUGGACAAGUAAAUAUACAAUUUUCACGCACUGUGUCUUUGUAAAGUUCAUGGUAUUUUAUCAUUUGCUUCACUAUUUAAGCCCCAUCUCAAAACGAUUUUGGCGCCCCGUCCCUGAUGUUGGUGCCCGGGGCGCGUACCCCCGUUACAACCUCCUUAGCGAAACCCUUUUUAAAACUAUUCUAUUAUUCGUUUAACUGAUACAAUCAUGUGUAAACAGACACUUUACGUGCUAAUAAAUAAAUAAUGAUCUACUGUAGGCCGACGAUAAUUUCUGUGAGUUGGGUGAUCUUAGGUGAGUUCUACCAAUUCUUUCACAGGACUUGACCCAAUUUCUAAAUUAUUUUGAAGAAUAAAAAGCGCAAGCAAUGAGUUUAUCUUUGAGUCAAUCUAUACUUUUAGUCUGGGCGAGUCUUUAUUUUAGUCUGUGUGGGUCUUUAUUUUUAGUCUGUGUGGGUCUUUAUUUUAGUCUAUGUGGGUCUUUAUUUUUAGUCUGUGUGGGUCUUUACUUUUAUUCUUUGUGUGAGACUUUACUUUUAGUCUGUGUGAGUCUUUACUCUUAGUUUUUGUGGGUAUUUACUUUUAGUUUGAGUGGGUCGUUAUUUUAGUUUUUGUGAGUCUUUAAUUUUAGUCUGUGUAAGUCUUUGCUUUUAGUCUGUGUGGGUCUUUAUUUUUAGUCUGUGUGGAUCUUUACUUUUAUUCUUGUGUGAGACUUUACUUUUAGUAUGUGUGGAUCUUUACUUUUAGUUUGUGUGGGUAUUUACUUUUAGUUUGUGUGGGUAUUUACUUUUAGUUUGUGUGGUCGUUAUUUUAGCCUUUGUGAGUCUUUAAUUUUAGUUUGUGUGAGUCUUUACUUUUUAGACUGUGUGGGUCUUUACUUGUAGUCUGUGUGGGUCUUUACUUUUAGCCUGUGUGUUUACUUUUAUUAUUAUUAUUAAGGUUGAUUUAUAUACCGCAGUACCUCAGCCUAGGGCUGCACUCACUGCGCUUCACAUAAAAAUUAGCAAUUACAAAAAAUUAUAAAUUUUAAAAAAAACUGAUAAAAGCUUGACCUCACCCACCCAAGUACUAUCUACCCCUGUCUAGACAUGGACCUCACCCACCCAAGUACUAUCUACCCCUGUCUAGACAUGGACCUCACCCACCCAAGUACUAUCUACCCCUGUCUAGACAUGGACCUCACCCACCCAAGUACUAUCUACCCCUGUCUAGACAUGGACCUCACCCACCCAAAUACUAUCUACCCCUGAACAGCGCCCAGCAGCAUGGAGAGUUGUUUAUCAGUUAAGGGGGUGAGCAUGAUUCGAUAUAGUUGAUUUUGAAGAGAUGGGUCUUGGGGGCAGUUUUGAAGGCUGGUAUGGUCGGUAUUUUGCGGUUGUGUAAUGGGAGAGAAUUCCAUUUUUAGGGGGGGGGGCACAGAAAGAGAAAGAUCGUCACCAAAUGUUUUAGUGCGUGUUCUGGGAGCAGAAAGAAUACGCGUGUCUGUGGAGAAGCAAAGCUUUCGAAGGGGUGACAGACAGAAAGAAGUUCAGUAAGACUUGAAGGGCAGGAACCAGAGAAAAAGUUAUGACACAUAACAGACAGCUUGUAGUCAAUGCGUGCCUGUAAAGGGAGCCAGUGGAGUGAGUGAAGUGGUGGAGUGGCGAGACCACGUUUCUUUGACUCUAGAAAUAACCUAGCAGCUGAUUAAAAUUUUAAAAAAUUUCUGCAGUUUUUAAAUGAAAUAUUUUGAUGAAAAACCAGACAGAAGAACUUUUAGUUGGCUUGAAUCAUUACUUUUAGUCCAUGCGAUUAGUUACUUUUUGUAUGUUUGAGCUUACGUUUACUCUGUGUGAUUCUUUACUUUGAGUCUGUGUUAGUCUUUACUUUUAGUCUGUGUUAGUCUUUACUUUCAGUCUGUGCGAGUCUUUACGUUUAGUCUGUGUUAGUCUUUACUUUCAGUCUGUGCGAGUCUUUACGUUUAGUCUGUGUUAGUCUUUACUUUUAGUAUGUGUACACAAAUAUGACCUAAUAAUAUACCCAGAUGCCUAAUUCAGAGUUUAUUUGAUAAGUAUGAAAUCUCUAUAUAUUUUAUAUCAAUGUCAAUUAUCGGAUACUCUUAUGUAUUAUUUAUAUGUUCAUAUAUGAACGCAACAGAUGCAAAGUUCAAUCUAUACGUUUACCCGCCAUGGCGUAACUGUGAAAACUGUGCAACAUUUUUUAAUAAUAUAUUCUGAGCAAUCUCCGUCUUCUUCUAUUAGCCUUUUCAUCUCCCAGUGGAGCAUAUGCCAUUAGCAAUUUCUUUCCACGCCUUCCGAUCUCUAGCCAUGGGCAGCCGUUCGUUCACCUUACAAAUACGCUACAGUAAAUUAAAACUACAGUAAAACAUUACUAAAAAAAUUUUGCCCCCCCCCCUAGAAAGUUUUCUGCGGGCGCCCAUGUCUCUAGCUAUCCUCUCUAACUCUAGAUUCUUUGAUACUUCUUUGACGACAUCUCUUCUCAAGAUGAUUUUGGGUCUUGUGUGUCCUUGUGCUAGUAUGAGUUGUGUCAUGGUAUAAAAUUAUCAAUUUCCCCCUUCUUUUCUGGAUUUUUCUUACUCCACUGGGAUCUGUGCUGUAAUUUCCUUUACAGCUGAGUUUGGGAAUUUGUGUAACCACUAAUUGAUGUUGAGGAUUUUACGCAGGCAAAUAUGCACUAAGAUGGCAGCCUUUUCCAACCGUCCUAUGUUGAUCUCGAGCUUUCUGAGCCAUACAGCAAAACAUUUAAAAUUAUAAUAUUUGUCUUUUUUCUUAUUUAUUGUCUGGCGUUCCAAAUAUCUUUAGUAAAUAAAAAGGACCUCUUCCUUCUCUAUUCUUCUUGCCCUGAUAUCUGCCUCCGACCCCCUCCCCCCAUCUUUACUAACUGCACAUUAGAGAUAGAUCAAAUUAUCUACUAAGCACAAUGCAGGUCAUUCAACCUUCCACUUUUCACACCGGCAUGAUUAAUGCUGUUGUGCUUGGUGUGCCAUUUGCGCUAUUGAAUAAUAGUUCUUGUUUAAAAAAAAAACAUUUGAAAAAAAAAUAGUAAUGAUCUGUUAAAAUUCACCAAAGUUCAAUUUUUGUCUUACUCACCUGCAGCUAAUCCAGUGAUCGCAUCUACGCCUCUGGUCCCGGAGCUCGGACAGAACUUAACACUUCAUUGCAAUGCACCUGCUGGCGUCAACGUGUCCAGGUUCUCUUGGCUUAAGAACUUUGCAGUGCUUGUCGGAAAUGAAGGGCCCUCCAUUUCUCUUAACCCCCUCACAAAAAGUGACGACGGAGUUUAUGUUUGUCUUUACUUCAAUGAAAAUAAUUCACAGAGCCCAGAGAGUAACCAGUAUGAUCUUUUAGGUAAGCUAGCACAUAAGUGUACUUGCGCGAUGAAAAAUACCACUUUUCAUUUUUAUAUAAAUAUUUCUGGUGCUUUUUUAAAAAGCCUAUGCCGGUAACUAUUUUUAAAAAAAAAACGGAACUUAAUUAUGAAUAUUAAAUGCAUUAUCAAUGGUAUGUUGUGCAUUAAACAUACCGGUACAUUAAGAACAAUUUAUUUAUGACGUUGCCAAUAACCUUAAAGAUUGCUAUUGAAUGUCAUUUUACAUUUUACAGUGAGUCCACCUGACCCACCUGUUCUUGAAGCAAACCCACCCGGACCGUUGUUUCAAACCUCUGGUUAUGUAUAUCUGACCUGUAAGACUUCAGGCAACAAUGUUCAGACAUAUUUCUUCAGGAAUGGUGUUCUCAUCACCACACAGACAUGGUCGACAUAUUAUAUGUAGGCAGGAUUUUUGGAUUACGUAAUUUGUAUUUGAAUACAUGUCAUUACACAUUCAGUCGUGCGUAUUUUAAAACAAUAUCGUGUAUAGCUGUAUAAUUAUGUGUGAGAAAUUGUGGAGAAGGUGUGUUUUUGUUGUUGUUUUUUUUAGAUUUUUUUAAAAACCUCAAGCAUUUUCUUUAGACUGUAAAAUUAUUUUGUAAAUACAACAGGUUUGUUCGUUUGACGUAACCAAUAGCUUCUCUUAUCUUUACCCAACUUUAAAGAGUUUCUAAUGGGUGAUGUCCGCAACCCCACUUCCCUUUUUUUUUCUUUUUUUUUCUUUUUUUUUUUCUUUUUUAAUGCAUAGACUCGUAAUAAACGAACACAUUAUGCCACAUGUCAUAAAAAAUAAAAUCCUUUUGUAACUAUGGUAUAAAAGAGGAAAUGUUAUUAUUAUUUUUUAAAAAUAAAACUUAAUUUUUCUCUACCCUAUUUUCUUUUUUUUUUCUUUUUUUUUCUUUUUUUUUUUCUUUUUUAAUGCAUAGACUCGUAAUAAACGAACACAUUAUGCCACAUGUCAUAAAAAAUAGAAUCCUUUUGUAACUAUGGUAUAAAAGAGGAAAUGUUAUUAUUAUUUUUUAAAAAUAAAACUUAAUUUAAAUCAUCUAUGGUGUUGUGUAGUGUAGAGAAAUCCAAAUGAGUUUCUUUAUAAAAAAAUCAAAAUAAUGAAAUCGUACUGCAUUAAUUCUUAUCAUACUUAAUUUGAUUCCGAGUACAGAUAUCCUAACAGCAGAUCAUUGUCCGGUAAUUACACUUGCUCUGCAAGGAAUUCAAAAGGACAGUCGGAACCAAGCAACAUAGUGAAAAUUAUAUUUGUUGGUAAGUUCAUUUAUUAA